CAACGCUUCUAAUGCAUUUCUUGGAAAAUGUUAUCCGCCUCACCGCUAUAUUUAUAUGAAAAAAAAGAAGAUAAUGAUAAGUGAAAGAUCACAAAACAAACAAUGAGUCCUUCUACCUACCAACGCCAAAGUGGUGUUGGGUACAACAACACAAAGAAAAGAUACAAAGUUUAGUGUGGGGAUAAUAUGGAGGGGAAGAACAUGCAAGAGAUGAAUGCAAAUAUUUUAUUGCUCUUAAUAUUUAAAAAAGUGUUUCUAUAAAAUUGGGUAAGGGUUUACCCGGCGUCGUUGGCGUCGUGGAGAUAAAUCUUGGUGGUAAUCUGCGGACCACUUUUAAGCAAGAGCCGGCCGCAAUUUAAAAUGUUGUUGAGAAAGUAUCAUGCUAAACUAAAUAGUUGACCUGCAGAGGCAAAUCGAUAGCGGUGAAAAUAACGAAUUUCUUAUAUUUCUGAUAGCCACUCGAAAUCAUACCGUUACAAUCCUUAAAAUGUAGCAUCGUCUACUUCGAAAUAAUCUUCUAAAUUCUCUGAUUUUUUUUAAUUUUCUCCGGUGUUCUGACUGAAUGGAAUGACAUGACGUUUAAACAAUUAGCUAUGAUGACUUCAGUAUCAACGUAAACAAAGACAAAGGCUGAAAAAAUACAGCAUGUCAGAAAAACUCAAUAAAACUGGCCUUAGCUCAGGGUCAUCCUGGAGUUUAUUUGCUGAAAAUACAGCCUUUGAAGAAUCAGAUGCAAUUGUUGGUAGACUUGGAAAUGCAGCUGAGACAACCAGACUUCAUGCAGAAGAUAUUGAGAAAUAUGGUUUAUGUCCAUCUCGUCAAAGCUUGCAGUUGGCUAUUUGUGAUCAAUGCAAUAAACUUCUUAUCCUGUCAGCAGUCCAAAGGCAUUAUGAGCGCAAUCACAGCAAAGUGCUAUCCUCUGUCAAACCAUCGCCACCAAAAAGAUGCCCAUCAACUACGCAACAACCAGCACAAAUAAAAACAUCGUAUUCUAAAUCAAAAGUACUGAAAUCAAAUAACAAAAGUUUUAUUCGCAUUGAGGAAGUCGAUCCUAAUGAUUCAAAUGUUAAAAUUGAGGAAGUACCAUUAACUAUACCACAAUUCAACAGUUCGGCUGCAAAAGUAAAAUUACCAAAAAUUAACAUUAAAAAGUUAAAUACUGAAUCAAAAAAGAAUAAUGGAGAGAAAACAAACGUUUCACCGCAAGUAUGCAUUCAAGUCAAAGGGAGUAUAAAGAAAAUUCCACAACUCAAAGAAAAAGAGUAUGAUUGUGAAAAACAUUGUGGUGUGUGGAUACCAGAAAUGGAAAAAAAUUGCACUCGCUCAUUGACUUGCAAGACUCAUCCACUUUCACUUCGUCGUCAGGUUCCCGGAAGGUCGAAAGAUUUUGAUGUUCUGCUGGCGGAUCAUCGUGCUCGGGUUGCUUUGAAAGCGCAAGAUAAUGCUUCUAAUGCAAGCUCAUCACCACAAUCAAAUAGUCGAGGCGGAACUCCUGUUAAUUCACCCUUUGGCUUUGAUAAGAUUGUUUUUCCUACUGUUCCAGGUCCAUCAGCUACGAACUACAACAAAGACAUGGCAACUAAUUUAAAAUCUCCUAGAAACACUUUACACAAAUCUUCUCAUGAUGAUAAUCAACAAAAUGGAUACACUGAACUUUAUUCUGAUUAUAUAUCCGAUGAAACUUUAAGUAUGUCGAAUUUGCCAACGCUACCUUACCACCCUAAGCCUAUAAAGGUAAACAACUUCGGUGGAAGACAGACAGACUGUCGAUGUCGUGUCUUUUCAAGAAGGAUGGAUCAUUUUCGGCAUGCAACAUCAUGGAUGCUAAAUCAUCAGUACAAAAAUUCCUCUUUUACAAGCGUUAAACAGUCAAACAAAACCCCAUCAAGAACUUUUCAAGACGGGCUCAGACCUGCUAUACAGGAUCCUCUACAAAACGGCAUCAUUCAUAAACAGAAAACAAAAACCAGUAAGACUGCUGCAGGCGUUAAAAGACAAUUCACCGAACACCCACAGGGUAUCAUCGCAGACCCACUAAGUUACGCCGCCUCGUCUAAGAGGCGGCACUCUUCAGAAUUACCUGUUGUAGAUCCGUUCGCAGUAGCAAGCCAACCAAACUUAUCGAGAUCUUUAAGCAAUCCGUCACAACUUGCUAAAAUAAGGGAGGUGCCCGAACACAAGCAACAAUUUCUUACGAACAGUUUAGGUAGAAAUACUUUAAAUUUCAUCACAACCACGUGCGGUACGAACCUGUUGACAGGAAAUUUUGUGUCGGCUACCGGUACUUUAAAUGUUAGUUCAAAUUCUAGUUUAAACUUAUGUCAGUCGCUAGGCGUGACGCCUGCUGCUAGUCCUCAGGACUCACUGGACGCGUCAUUUGUGUCAACCACGCAUGUCACUGCAGCGCCGAAUGUCACCAUAACGCAGGGGAUGAUUGUGUCGCUACCAAGCGCAGUGCUUCAGGGCAGCCAACCAACAGUGUAUACAAUAGGUUCACAAAUUAAAGAUUUAAUAUCUCAAUCGAGUCCUGUUCAGCAAAUAAAAGGUUUACUAUCACAAACGAAUGCCAUUCAACAAGUAGCUUCUGCUGGAUCGGCUUUAAAAAAGGCACUAUCUGACGUUAACUUAAGUUCGUUGCACAACGGUACAAGCCCAUUACAGAAAACCGAGAAUAGCACCUACUCUAUAGAAUAUUGCGACGCAGACAUUCAGGGCCCUGCACCUAACAUUACUGUGACAGCCUCUCCAUCGUUAAGCGGAGUACUGCAAGGUCACGUGGUAUCGGCUGCAGGAGGCAAUCUACCUAAAACAACAUUGAAACGACUAAAUAGUGGUCAUAAUGAUUCGAGCUUGUUGCAACAGCUCAUUGUUCAGCAAAGCAGUAACCUAGAUACGCACCAACUCACAGGAAACUACAAUAAACAAAUAGGUAGCCAGUCCUCCAUGUGUCAAACCAUACAGUCACCGAAACAAGUGGCUUCUAGUUUAACUAACAUGCAAGCCUCGCCUAGACAAACUUUUCUCGCUAAUCCACACCAUGCAAAUAACCAACCAAUGAAACAGCUACAAAAAUUUCAACAAAUUCAACAGUUACAGCAACAACAGCAAAUGCAGAAUCAGCAAUUUAUAACAAUGCAUCAUAGUUAUCAACAGCAAAUCUUGCCAAAGCUACCUACUGUUCCGCAAAAUAUCAGUCAAUUUAACACAGCGCAAUACACUCCCACGCAGACGCCUUCUAGUUUGCAGUUUAUAUCGCAAAGUACCAGCAACAAAACUAUACAACAGCAGCACGGUGGAACGAUUUCCUGAUAGUGAAUGUCAACUUAGAAUAGUAAAUUUUCAUAUGUCGAGUUUAAUUCGGUUUGUCUUGAUAAUUUUGCCUCGCUUGCCUAUCGUGUUAUUUAUUUUCUUUCAACGCAUGUCAAAUCCGUGUUUGUAAUUACAACAAUGUACAAAAUUUUACCACUUCGAUUAUGCCUUGAAUAGAGAAUAAAUUCUUCCCAGAGUUUGUAAACUACAAAAUCACCUCAUAAACGAGAUAAUUAUCUUUAGUAGAAAGAUUUUUCUCUUGUUAUUCGGCCGAAGGUGAUUUUUUAGUUUUCUUCAUACGAGAAUAAUCAUUUACACAACUCUAUUAAAUUUUGUUGAAAAUUUCACAACCGCCAUUUUGAUUGUGUUUUGUUUCCUAUUUAUUAUGUCUACUAUGUUAAAUAUCGUCGUGGUCUCACCACGAACAGUUUUGUUGCUGUGGUCACAUUCACAAUAAUACUAUGCAGAAUUGUUUAGAAAUUUAGAGUUUAUAAUUUUUUAUAUUAGAUUUUUUGUGAAAAAGUAAAGCCAGGCGUUAUAAUGCGCGAUGAAUGUGUGAUACCUGUAUCCUUGUAUCUUCUGUUUCGCCAAUGUUACAGCCAAAAAUUUUAAAACCAAAAUUUUUGUUAUUCAUGCCCCAAGGGAAACAAAACUCGCACAGUCUGUAUUUUUACCGUCAUGUAUUUUGCAGAUCAGAUUCAACGUAGUUUUCUCUAUACUUGAACUCCCAAUCAAAAUCGCUGGUUUAACGAAAUAUAGCCAUUUGAUUGGUGGAAAUAUUAUAUACUAGCCAAUGAGAUGGUUGUAUUUCGUGCGUGUGCUUCGUCGUGUUUGUUUACGCAUUGUUUUUCUCAGAUUUGUUAAAUUUAAAAAAUAAUGAUAUUUCGUCGUCGCGCGUAGUAAAAUGCUAGAAGAAAUGUUCUGUGUACAUUCUCUAUUGUGUAAAUAACAUUUGACAUUAUUGUCUGUAUCAUAUUUAUGAAAAAAGGAUUUACUUGAUAAA
Messenger RNA from Hydractinia symbiolongicarpus, 4312 nucleotides. RefSeq names its product ataxin-7-like protein 1. NCBI's taxonomy places the organism in Eukaryota, Metazoa, Cnidaria, Hydrozoa, Anthoathecata, Hydractiniidae. The record is from RefSeq and is a predicted model, not a curated record. The transcript has 13 exons. Bases 646 to 3309 code for a protein of 887 amino acids.